Molecule: messenger RNA, 1509 nt
Organism: Paramuricea clavata
Lineage: Eukaryota; Metazoa; Cnidaria; Anthozoa; Malacalcyonacea; Plexauridae
Source: the annotation of a GenBank genome assembly
AUGAAUUGUACUUUCAAAAAUGGUAUCAAGAACGUGCAAAGAUGCAACUCAAGUCAGACAUUUGGAACUUCGUUAUUGCCAGGUUACUCGUUCUACGUCAGUGAUAAAGUUAUAGAUGCUGUACACGUUUUUGCGCGUGGUCUUCACCAAGUACUGAAAGCUACAUGCCCAACUCUCUCCAACUGUGAGCAAACCACCAAAAUAUCUGGCUCGUUAUUACUCGACACUAUCCGUAAUUCGAGUAUCCCAAGCGUUGAUGGCCGGAGAGUUGAUAUAGAUAGUGAAGGUGAGGUGAAAGGAGGAUAUACAUUUCAUUACGUCAUACCAGGAAACAAGAUUGGUACAUGGCAGAAUAUUAAUAUUGGUAGUUGGCUAGGUCGACUGAAAAUGAAUUCCAGCUCAAUUUCUGUCUUGAAGUCAAUCUCUGUUAAAGCACAAUGUUCUGAGCCAUGUAAAGACAACAAAAUUAAACAACGCAUCCCUGAAAAACCAGUUUGUUGUUGGACAUGCGUGGAAUGUCCGGCUGGUUCCAUUGCUAUUAACGAAACAACAUGUUAUGCAUGUGGGCAGGGAUAUUUGGCAAACGAACAAACAAGAAAAUGUAUCAAAAUUCAGAAACUGUUCUACAGUUUGGACAAAAGAAUCUCAAAGUUACUGGUCAUUCCGCCUCUCGUACUAUCUGUACUGGGAAUUGUUUGUCUUCUUUCCACUCUAUGUAUAUUCAUCAAGUUCAAUGCCAAUCCAUUGGUAAAAGCAUCUGGUCGUGAAUUGUGCUUUUUAUUACUAACUGGACUGUUGCUAUCAUUCCUUUUCCCUGUUGUUUGUAUCUGUAGGCCAUCACGCUUCAAAUGUCGGACGCAAUUUAUUCUUGACAGUCUUCCCCUCACAAUAUCCCUUGUUCCAAUUGCGAUGAAAACUAACCGCGUCGUUCGUAUUUUUGACCCAAGACGCAGAAUCACAGACCAACCUUCAUUCGCGCGUCCACUACCUCAAAUAAUUUUAUCCAUCCUGUUGAUCAGCAUCCAAAUUGUCCUCCUGCUUGCAUUGGUUAUCAUGCAGUUUCCCAAGGAGAAAAUUGUUUAUUUCUUAUCGACAGAAGUGCAUCUUGUUUGCAGCACAACGCAGACCCAGAUCCUUUUUGCACACGUGUAUAACUUAAUCCUGAUAAUAAUUUGUACUUACUAUGGUUUUAGAGUAAGGAAUACACCUAGUAAAUUUAACGAAGCCAAAUGCAUUGCAUUUGCAAUGUAUGCAUUAUGUGUGAUGAUCGUUGCAUUUUUUGUUGUUUUCGUGGUUGCUGCAACUGGAAGUUCAAAUGAGAUCCUUCAACAGGCUAUACAAUCCUACCGUGUUGUGCUAUUAGCCCAUGUCAUUUUAUUUUGUUUCUUCGCACCGAAAGUUUAUAUGGUCCUAUUUCAACGUGAACGUAUCAAAACCCACCAAAUUUCCAUUAAUGAAGAAACCGCAGCUGUCUGCAAUUCACAGACACACCAAGUUCUCGUGAGGUAA